AAACAAGACGCGUUUAUUACGUUAAUUAGAGACAAUCCACCGGAUUAUCCGUUAUCUUAAACAUAAACUAUGUAUAAAUCAGUUUAUGCAUUUAAUGGUGAUCAAAAUGAAGAUGUUUUAAAGUUCAACAAAGGAUGCUUGUUUAAUCUUCUUGAACAAGUUGAUGAACACUGGUGGAUUGCUGCAAAUGAAGAUGGCUACUGCGGUCUUGUACCAGCUUCUUAUCUUGAGAUUAAUAAGGUGUCACCUGAUGAUGUUAUUUUGUCAAUUGGUAAAUCGAUUCAAGGAAUUCAUAAGCUUGCAGUUCACAAAUCAAAUGGACUUGAUGCUGGUGACCUCCACAAUUUACAAAAACUAUCCAAUAACUCAAAGAUAAUAUCUCAAGGUACUUCUCUUUGGAGCGGUUUUCAAACACCUCAAGGUAGACAUUUAUCUGGUAAUGAUCAAAGUUCAGUAAGUGUUCAGGUACCUCAAAAAAUAAAAUCAGACACAGUAAGAAAAGGCAAAUCACCAAAAAGAUAUUCUGCUCCACAGCCGCCUACUCAAUCAAACCCUAAUUUGCAACAAAAUUUACAAAAAUGUAAUGAAAUAAAAAUAAGUACUGAAAAUGAUAAAUCUAAUGAUAUUCAUAGAAGUGGGUCUUACAAUACUGUUGAUUUAGUUUCUAAAGAAAGUAGUACACAAAGCAAUACACACACAAAAUGUUCUCAAACAACCACCUUAUUGGAAUCAUCGCAACCUAUUACAAAACUCCCUGAUAGCUCUCAAAGUAUAUCUGAGAAAGGUUCUCAAAAGAGUUCUGUAAAUUCUUUAAUUACUUGUAACUCAAAUAACUUUUCUUCACCUCAAACUUCAUUGGCUAAUGCAACUUCAACAGUGGUACCAAAUGAUCUUGGAAAAAAGCUAGUUGAUGGCGUUCGAAGCAAAUGCAAAAUUAGUUUUAAUAAAUCCCUAAUUGCUGUUCGCUACGUUCUUAACCAAUUAGGAAAAGAUAUUAAUUCAUUUGAAGAACUUUUUAAAAAUAUUCAAGCACAAAUUGAAGAUGAUAAAUUGAGUGAUUAUCAUGGAAGUUUAGCUGCAGAAGAUAUGAAUCAUUUAAUUGAAAUUCUUGAUAAGCUAGUUAAACAUAAAGAAGAUUCUCAGCAAAGAAACUGGUCAAUUCGUGAAGAUUUCAGCGAUAUUCAAAAAUUAUUGUCUCAACUUAUAGAAACUUUGGAUGAAAUUGACCCAUGUAUCAGUUGUAAGAUUCUUCAAGAUGACGAAUAUCGUUAUUUAUGUGAACUUGUUAUUUAUUACCAAAUGGAAUCUCGUUCAAAACUAAGGGUCUAUUUACUUAGUGUAUUUGAGCGUUUUUGUAAUUUUGGUCAGAAUUUUGUUUCACAACUUUUGUGUACUGUUUUACCAACAGAGAUAGCUGCUUCUAUGAUGCGUGAACAAAAUGAUUUGAUACUAUUUCUUAAAUCUUCAUUGGUUUUAACAAUGCUGUUCUCAACUGGGGAGCCUGUUCCCUACCAUCAUUAUACUCAACUUAAUGAAGCAUUUGUUAACUUUUUGUUGGAUCUGAUUGAAAAUCCUCCCCAAAAUGAUGAACAAGUUUCAGAUAGCCUGUUGGGUUUGAUACUUUCAUUUAACAAACAUUUUAGAGCAACAAAACAUAAUCCCAUUAUGCAAGUAUUAAGUAGAAGGACAGUAUUUCGAAUGCUUUCUGAAAAACUGAUGCUCUUGUUUAACCGUGAAACUGAUCCUGUUGCAUUGUUUUCCUUUAGUAUAAGCUGCCCUGAUUCUGUACUUAAGUUUCUUAAUGAUAUUUUUUCUACAAAAAGGACAUCUACUAUGUUUUAUACUAGCGAUAUGUCUGUCAUGAUUGAAAUUAUACUGCGUCAACUGUUUAACAGACCCUCCAAAGAUCAGGUUCGUACGGAAUAUCUUUCUUUGUUUCAUGCAAUUCUCACAUCUGAUGCAUGCGUUGAGCUCAAGAAACACACUAACGAGUUAAAACGUUAUUUUGAAAACAUUUUAACAGAUUAUGCAAAUGAAAGUGACGUUGAUGUUUAUAUUGUUCGCGAAAUAACAAAUCGUUUUCCUGAUUUAUUUUGCUAGAUGUAUUUUAAAUAUGAUGAGCUCUUAUUUUCUUUUUAUUUAUUUACAUUUGUUUAUUACUGAUAUAUGCCAGAGUGUGAAUGGCGAUGAACGGUUCAAAGUAACAAUCAAACAAAAAAUUUGUAAAUGACAAACUGUAAGUUUUGAUAAACGAAAGGUGCAUUUUUAUAUAAAUAUUAAUAUAAAUUUAAAAUUUUUAAAGCAUAUUUAUAGUCUUCUAAAAUAUAACUUUUGCAGAAAUGUUUACGUAAUACCGGCAGGCACAUAUGUCCGUAAAACGUCUUUGCGCUAUCCAAUGAACGUCGCGUGUACUUAUUACGUCAGUAAGACAUUUAGCAGACAUACUGUGCCCACUGGCACUUAACGUAAUAUUUUUUUUAGUUCUAGGUAAUUUUUCGUUAUCCGUUCCUGUUCUUUGACGUUUUGUAUUUCAUGAUUUAUAGAUACUUAAAUAGUAAAAGCAUUUUUUUUUUACUGAGAACAUUACUUUUAGAAUUUUACUGAAGAAUAUUACCUUAAAUAAAAUUGGUAGUUAUUAUUUUUGUUAUAUCUUUAUUAUA
Molecule: messenger RNA, 2660 nt
Organism: Hydra vulgaris (swiftwater hydra)
Lineage: Eukaryota; Metazoa; Cnidaria; Hydrozoa; Anthoathecata; Hydridae
Product: NCK-interacting protein with SH3 domain
Biological process (GO): endocytosis
Molecular function (GO): Arp2/3 complex binding; protein binding
Source: RefSeq, a predicted model, not a curated record